AUGAGUACCACACCCUCAAGACCAAACGGCGAUGCCGCGCCGGCUCCACCGGUAUUCUCAUAUGCACAAGCUGCCAAAGGCCGUGCUGCUGCUCCUACAGCUUCGGCCAUGCAGUCACACCAAUCAACCGCAUCCGGGGUUAGUACACCAGCUAAGGAAGCACAAUCUACAACCAAUACUCCUUCUGCGGGCUCCGAGAGAGGUGAUAGAAGUGUCAAUGGAAGUGUUGAGGCACCAAAUAAGGUCGAUACCGCAGAACCUAGUCACAAUACAGAGACCAAGGCUUCGGCUUCAUUAAAAGCCACUUCUUCUACAGCAUCCCCAAGCUUUGGCACUGCUUCAACGUCCACAUUACCGAAGGAGGACAAAGAUGAUGAUUUUGUGUUAGUUGGAGGACCUGAUUCGCAUAAAGACCGACAUAGUUCCGCCACAGACAAGGCUGCUGAGGGAGGUGAAGGUCGGAGACCUAAGAAGGGCAAGAAGCAAAAGAAUGCCGAGAAAGAGGCCGAGAAGGAGACCGAGAAAGAAAAGGAAGAAGUCAAGCCGGAGGUUUUCAUCCCCGCUCCGCUACCGACAGUGAACUUCUGGCAGCAGCGAAAGGAGGAGGCAGCUAAGGUAAAGCCGAGCCCUGUGGUCGGGCAGAGUCCACAGACCGGUGGACCAAGCUCAGGCGACUUGUCCACGCCACAUAGCAAGACAGCUGAGAAGAAACGAGGAAAGAGUGAGGAGGCUUUGAGUCCAGCGCAAAAUGGUACAUCGAAGGAUGCGCCAAAUGCCAACAAGGGACAGAAGAAAGGAGGUGAUACUCCUGGAAAGAAGGAUGAUCAAACUGGCAAGCGUGUAGGAGCUCGAGGCAGCAGAGGGAAUGAGAAGGAUGAGAAGGCACCCACGAGCCAUUUACCACCGCCAGUAGAGGAUGCUACAUCGUGGCCUACUCCUGAAACAGCACUCGAGGAAGAGAAGCGCAAGGUUCAAGAAAAACCCGCAAAGGACGAGAAGGACGAGAAAGAUGAGAAUGCUUCCAACAAGCCACGGCCAAAGGAAAAGUGGGUCCCGGUCCCAUACAUCCCAUCUGUCACAUUCAGCACACCUCUCCCGACUAGAGGAGGUCGAGGACGUGGUGGAGCUCGCGGUGGCAGAACAGAAGCUGGUGGACGUGCAGGCCAUGCAUCAAAUGGCACAGGUGAGAAGCCGCAGGGGGCUUCCACCGAAAAUCCAUCGGGUGACCGUGAUGCUAGAUCUAGCUCUGUUCCUCCUACCACCAAGAACCGGCCAUCCAACGAGCAAGCAAGUACACGUAAAGCCUCGGUUGCACAGGGAGGUGACAAGUCAAAGUCCAAUUCAUCCAAGAACGAGUCUACCAGCGAUAUUCGAAAUCUUCCCAAUGGUGGUCAGCCAGAGCAAACUUUCGAAGUUAGCCAAGACUCGCGUGGUGACAACAAGGGUCAGAGGCAAGAGCAGAGUUUCUUUGAGAAUCAGGCUUAUCAGCGAUCAAGUACUGACCGUAAGGGUGACUCAAACAUCAGAGCACCUGACCAGUUCAAGGACAGCUCAAGCUUCAAUAAGGAUGGCAUGAAUCAAAAUCGUGGGAACGAUGGCCAGUCAAAUCGUGGACGUGGUGGCUUCCGAGGGAGAGUUGGUCAUGGUACUUUUGCAAACGGGCAACCCCAUCCCCAGAAUGUCUUCACCAAUGGCCACGGAGGUCCACCACCACCUAACGGAUAUCCUGUUCGACAAGCCUCAGGUCCUUACAGUCCACCACUUCAACCUCUCCCCUUUAGCAACCAAUACGCACCACCACCUUCUCGUGGAGGUCGUGGCGGAUCCCGAUCACAGUCGAUACCAAACAACAAUAUGUAUGGACGCUACCCACCAAAUGGCAGUCUCGCACAGCACAUGUCCCCUAUACAAACCUCGAACCCAAUGUAUGAUUUCUCGCCCAUGCAAGGCCCCAUGAGCGCACAGCCAUAUCAACCUUAUAUGGACCAAGUAUCUGUUCUGGCAAUGGUCACAAUGCAGCUUGAGUACUACUUCUCCAUUGACAACUUGUGUAAGGAUGUCUUCUUGCGAAAGCACAUGGACUCUCAAGGUUUUGUUUUCUUGGCCUUCAUUGCCGGCUUCAAGCGCAUCCAAGCUCUUACUCAGGAGUUUGAACUGUUGAGGUUUGCAUGCCAGGAGUCCGAAAUCAUCGAGCUCGUCAGAGGCGAUGAUGGGCUUGAUCGGCUGCGAAGAAAGGAGGGAUGGGAGAAGUGGGUUUUGGCCAUGGAGGAGCGUGAUGAGUCUGUCAGAAAUGCCGGCCCUACCGUUCAUCAACGCUCGCAACAAAAUCAGCACAGAGGAUCCAUGGUUAUGCCAAACCAGCAUGCAAUGUCUCCGGUAGCAUUCCAAGCCAACGGCACUGACGCAGGAUUUCGCCACUAUCCCAAUGGCAACGGUGUCCCAGCACCUGUUCUAGCUAACGGUACUGAUGGAGCAUACUUUCCCGACACCCCUCUCUCAGCUGCUGUGCCCGACUUCUCCCCUGGUAUCAUGACUGGCCGUGGCCGUCCUACUGAACCUUUAGACAUCGAGACCACCUUUAGUGACGAAGAAGUUGCUCACUUGACUCUUGUUUUCAAGGCUCCUAAAGGGAGUGAGGAUUCAAAGCCAAAGUCUCCUUUCCACAGUAUGCCGUCAAGAACUUUUUCCAACGGAUCAAUUGAUGGCAGAUCGAUCGCUGAAGAACUCUAUGACGAUCAACGUCAAGGCCGAUCUCUGGCAAAUGGCUCCCAUGCGUCCGAAACCGGUUCUCCAGAUGGCCUACGUCGCUCGAGAAGCCCAUUUGGUUCUCUAUCCCCCACUCAAACCUCUUUCAGCAAUGGCCCCCCAGUCAUGUGGGUGAAGGGUCAAAAGCAACAAGCAUUCGUUUCUCCUGGUAGCUCGGAAGAGUUAUAUACCAAGUUCCGUGCCCGUGCUCUGCAACACCGAGAGACCUCGCCACCUGGCGAGAGCCAUGCUGACAUGAAGCUGCUCUAUGAGUUCUGGUCACAUUUCCUGUGUCGAAAUUUCAACGCAGCCAUGUACCAGGAGUUCCGAAACUUUGCAUUUGAGGAUGCUCAAAGUAAGGCCAUGAGCGGUGUAAACAGUCUCAUUAGCUACUACGCAGAAGUACUCAGCAGCAAGAAGAAGGUCAUUCCAAGUGUCCUUGCCCUGCACUACGUGGACUUGGUCAAGAAUGAGGAUCCUAGCGGUCCCCGUCCCGCCUUGGAGAAGCUCCGUGUCGCAUGGAGAGAUGGAGCCCUUGACAUGAAGAGCCGAAAGAGAAUCGAUAAUCUAGUUGAUUCAAAGCUUAGGGAGGAGCUUGAGCGUGCGCCGCAUCAGAAGUCAGAUUUGUCUUAA
This is a messenger RNA of Cadophora gregata, 3378 nucleotides long. RefSeq lists its product as uncharacterized. Lineage: Eukaryota; Fungi; Ascomycota; Leotiomycetes; Helotiales; Ploettnerulaceae. Gene Ontology annotation, cellular component: cytosol; cytoplasmic stress granule. Gene Ontology annotation, molecular function: RNA cap binding. The transcript has 2 exons. Gene Ontology annotation, biological process: positive regulation of translation; mRNA stabilization. The coding region runs from base 1 to 3378 and encodes 1125 amino acids. The record is from RefSeq and is a predicted model, not a curated record.